AUGGCCCCGGCCCCCGCCGCCGCCGCCGCGGCUGCCGUGCCGGGGGCGGCGGCCACCACCACCUGGUCCACGUCAGCGGACGCCGCGCGCCCCACCGCCCCCUCCCAAUCGCCCUCCCGGCGCACGGUCCCGGGGCUCCUCGUUUUCUUCUCCCUCGCCGCCCUCCUCAUCCUCUCCUCCGGCGACGACGCCGCCGCCUACGAGGCCGCCACGUCCGAGCGCCCCCUCAAAGAUGUUAGUUUGGAGCAUCCAGAGUUGACAUUUGCUCUGUCAUCCAUCGGUGGAAAAUUUUGUGAGCGAAUCCGCGUAUCUGGAAUACCAAGGUGGCAGCUUCAAAGCUAUGCAAACCAAAUACAUGUUGGACUGAAUGUUUCUCAUUCAAUGCCAGAAAAGUUCCACUGGAAAAUUGGUGUUUGCUUUCAUAGGAAUGUUUCUAUGGGUUUGUGCGAAUGCGAGACGGGUGACUGGCAAGUUUUGCAAGAUGGCAGGUGGAAUGCUGUGAAGUCACCAUAUGGUAGCAAAUACGUUGACGUGAAGCUGGCUGAUAAGAAAUCUACUGCCUUCAGCCUUUCCAUUCAGGAAGAGCUUCAGAAAUGGCGUUUAGCUUGCCUUGUUAUUGGAUUUGUUCUGCUAUUCAUAUCACCCAUUGUUAGUAAAUGGGCACCUUUUUACUAUAGCAGCUCUAUGGCUCUUGGAAUCCUACUUGUGGUGCUGAUUGUCCUUUUCCAGGGAAUGAAAUUGCUACCAAUGGGCAAAAAAAGUGUAUUAUACCUUACAAUUUAUGGAUCUGUGUUAGGUGUUGGCUCCUACGCCGUACACUAUUUCUCCACAUUGGUUGCCUCUAUUCUGGAAAACUUUGGCUUGAGCGAGGAGAUGCACAACCCUGUGUCCAUCUUCCUGGUGGUAGCAGUUGUCUUGACUGGAGCUGGUUUUGGCUAUUGGAUGGUGAGGAGAUUUAUCAUUUCGAAAGACGGGAGCGUUGAUGCUGGGAUAGCACAGUUUGUGAAGUGGGCUAUGCGUGUUGUUGCAAUAUUCUUUAUUACACAGAGCACACUUGAUCCUAUUCUAGCAUCGGCUGCUCUUGCUGCUUGCUGGUGGAUUUGCUCUGUAUUGACAGCAAACCGCAAGCCAAUGACACGGAAGCAAAAGCAAUCAAUGAUUUCUUCUCCUCCAAGGUUUACUCAAGUAUCACCCAACAGCCGCCAGGUCCAGUUCUUAAGUCCAUCAUCCAGGGCAGGUAUUGGAAGAGUCACAUCAACCAGUUCAGCCACACAGUAUGGUUGGAACAAUUUAGCCAAUGGAGGUCCACCCCCCUCAACACUUACAAGAAGGGUAGCACCCAAUCAAGAUGAAGACUACUACUCCACCUUCCACAAUAUCGAACCACGGAAAUAUUCGAAGAGAGAAUGGAAGGAUUUCACCGAGGAAUCGACCAGAAACGAACUGAUGAAACACACAGCUACGCCAGAGUUUGCCCAAUGGGCUGCUGACAAUGCUCACCGGGUGCGGGUUGAGCGAGAUGAUGCAUCGGAGGAUGAGACGAUUGAGAGCUCCUCGAGCUCUUCCAAAGAAACCGAGGAAGUUGAUAAAGCUUCUGGCCUGUUCAGGUGGCUUUGAUAUUGGACACAGACUGAGCUAGCUCAGCGUGCUGCUUUUGUGCACGGUGUGUAUAAGUAGGAAGACCGGAUUGAAACUUGGUAGCAGUAGGGGUGGUAGUUUAUCAAUGUAGGCUGUAGUUGACUUAACCUCUCAAUUCAACUAAUGCUAGGCAGUUCAUCCAUGGAUUGUUUGUCGUCAGUUGAUGCAUGCAUCAGAGGACUUGAACUGAUGCGACUUCUAAGUGGAUGGAUUAGAAACAAUUCUGUCAUUGUCUUGUUGAGAACUUCUUGUCGCCCCCUUUCUCAGAUGUAGAGUAGCAUUUCAAGGGUCACCGUAAUCUUAUUUGUAUGAAUUUAAGCUUGUAUGCCAAGGUAAUGCAAAGAACGUUGGUAAUUCUUGUUUA
Molecule: messenger RNA, 2002 nt
Organism: Lolium rigidum
Lineage: Eukaryota; Viridiplantae; Streptophyta; Magnoliopsida; Poales; Poaceae
Exons: 10
Coding region: 1-1617 (538 amino acids)
Source: RefSeq, a predicted model, not a curated record